Musca vetustissima is the source of this 592-nucleotide messenger RNA. Its product is annotated as heat shock protein beta-1. The record is from RefSeq and is a predicted model, not a curated record. Gene Ontology annotation, biological process: response to heat; protein refolding. The transcript is spliced from 6 exons. Gene Ontology annotation, molecular function: protein folding chaperone. NCBI's taxonomy places the organism in Eukaryota, Metazoa, Arthropoda, Insecta, Diptera, Muscidae. Bases 7 to 579 code for a protein of 190 amino acids.
GAAAAAAUGGCCGACUCCAACAAGCGUAAUAUCCCCAUCAAAUUGGGAGACUUCAGCGUCAUCGAUACAGAAUUCAGCAGUAUUAGGGAACGUUUCGAUUCCGAAAUGCGUAAAAUGGAAGAAGAAAUGGCCAAAUUCCGUCAUGAAUUGAUGAAUCGUGAGGCCAACUUCUUUGAAAGUACCAGUACAACAAAAAAGACAACAACGACCAGCCAAUCUACAAACUCUGCCCUCUCCUCCAGACCUAAGCAAAACUAUAUCUCCGAUAUCAGUUCUCCAUUGAUUCAGGAGGAUGGUGAUAACAAAGUAUUGAAAUUGCGCUUCGAUGUCAGUCAAUAUGCCCCCGAAGAAAUUGUUGUCAAGACUGUUGAUCAAAAAUUAUUGGUCCAUGCCAAACACGAAGAGAAAUCCGACACAAAGAGCGUCUACAGGGAAUACAAUCGUGAAUUCUUGUUGCCCAAAGGUGUUAAUCCUGAAUCGAUUCGUUCGUCUCUAAGCAAGGAUGGUGUACUCACUGUUGAUGCUCCUUUGCCGGCUCUUACUGCUGGUGAAACCAUGAUUCCCAUUACCCACAAGUAAACUCAUGGAUGGU